This is a messenger RNA of Rhodamnia argentea, 843 nucleotides long. Its product is annotated as endo-1,3;1,4-beta-D-glucanase-like. The coding region runs from base 129 to 839 and encodes 236 amino acids. NCBI's taxonomy places the organism in Eukaryota, Viridiplantae, Streptophyta, Magnoliopsida, Myrtales, Myrtaceae. The transcript has 7 exons. Gene Ontology annotation, molecular function: hydrolase activity. The record is from RefSeq and is a predicted model, not a curated record.
CGUCCCUCUUGCAGCUUCACUCGCUCACUUCUUGUUCGUCUUCAUCUUCUUAUAUUUGCACGUCCCCCUCGCCUUCUCCUCUUAGCAAUCGUUGACCAUCGGAGGGAAGAAAGUUCUUGUUCAUAGCAAUGUCCGGUCCGCAGUGCUGUGAAAACCCUCCGGCCCUCGAUCCGAGUUGCGGAUCGGGCCGUCUGGAGCAACUGGGCAGCCUCAACGCCUAUGUUGUUGGCUCCCGGGACUCUGAGCUCGCCAUCCUUCUCCUCUCCGACAUCUUCGGGUUUGAAGCUCCGAAUUUUAGGAAAAUCGCGGACAAAGUUGCAGCUGCUGGUUUCUAUGUGGUUGCUCCUGACUAUUUCAAGGGAGAUACCUAUGCACCUGAGAAUCCUGAGAGGCCUUUAAUGGUUUGGAUAAAAGAUCAUGAAACCGAUAAGGGAUUUGAAGAUACAAAACCAAUUGUUCAAGCUCUUAAAAGUAAAGGCAUAUCCAAGAUAGGAGCAGCAGGCUUCUGCUGGGGUGCUAAGGUCGCGGUCGAGUUAGCCAAGUGUGAGCUCAUCCAAGCUGCUGUGCUACUACACCCUGCAUUUGUCACUGCUGAUGAUAUCAAAGGGGUUAAGGUUCCUACUGCUGUGCUAGCAGCUGAGAUUGAUCAUAUUUCUCCACUUGAACUCAUCAAACAGUUUGAAGAGGCGCUUGCUGCUAAGCCCGAGGUUGAUGGGUUCGUGAAGAUCUAUCCCAAGACUUCUCAUGGAUGGACGACAAGGUACAAGGCCGAAGACGAAGCUGCUGCGAUGGAGGCUCAUUCAGACAUGAUCCAAUGGUUGGUGAAGUAUGUCAAGUAAGAAA